AUGAGGUCCUGUCCCUGGCGAUUCAGUCCCCUGGGCCAAAGUGUCCGGUGGCCCUUGCUCUUGGCUGUGUUGAUCUUCUUGCUCUACACUCUGCCCUCCUUUAUUAAGGAACCUAGCACAAAGCCUUCCAGGUAUCAAUAUGUAAAGAAUAUUGGAGAAACAUCUGGGGAUUUGCUACAAAAGGCUUUGUCCCAGACACCCAUCCUGGGACAGAGAACAAGUGUCCACGCAGAGGCAGUGCAAGGGAAUGGUGCCCUGGACAUACAGCCCAAGCCCACAGGCCACACCUCUGGAGCAAGCAGGAAAGCAGAGGCCAGCCAGGCACAGUGGCAGGAAGGGGGCAGCAUGCCCAACACAGCAACAAGAGCAGUGCUGAAGAGACAGGAAAAAGAGAGAACUGUGGUAGACACACAGCCACCAAGAGGCCAGGACAAGGAGAUGGCCUCUGUUAGGUCAAAGGAACUAGCACGACAAAGUCAGGACAUGAAGACAAGCAGAGAAAGAAAGGACCAGCAGGGGACACUGACAACCAUAAGGACAGUGUCGGCAAAGCAUCAGGUGAAAGCAGCAACUACAGCAAAGGCGCUCACUACAGAAAGUCAGAAGAAAAUGUUGACCACGGCAGGGGCAGUGUCAACAAGGAUGAGAAAGAAAGCAAUGACCACAGCAGCUGUCACAGUCAAGGAGAAGAAGGUCCAGGCCACCCCACCCCCUGCCCCUUUCCCAAGCCCCACCACACCAAGAAGCCAAGCACUGAAGGCUGCCAACUUCAAGUCUGAGCCUCGGUGGGAUUUUGAGGAACAAUAUAACUUGGAUGUGGGGGGCCUACAGACGACCUGCCCUGACUCUGUGAAGGUCAAAGCCUCCAAGUCACCAUGGCUCAAGAAUCUUUUUCUACCCAACCUAACUCUCUUCCUGGACUCCAGACAUUUCAACCAGAGUGAGUGGAAUCGCCUGGAGCACUUCGCCCCACCUUUUGGCUUCAUGGAACUCAAUCACUCCUUGGUGCAGAAGGUGGUGACACACUUCCCUCCAGUGCCCCAGCAGCAGCUGCUCCUGGCCAGCCUCCCUCCUGGCAGCUCCCAAUGCGUCACCUGUGCCGUGGUGGGUAACGGGGGCAUUCUGAACGACUCCCGUGUGGGCCGGGACAUAGACAGUCAUGACUAUGUGUUCAGACUGAGUGGAGCUGUCAUUAAAGGCUACGAGCAGGACGUGGGCACCCGGACAUCCUUCUACGGCUUUACCGCCUUCUCCCUGACCCAGUCACUUCUCAUUUUGGGCAGGCGGGGGUUCCAGCAUGUGCCUCUGGGGAAGGACGUCCGCUACCUACACUUCUUGGAAGGCACCCGGGACUAUGAGUGGCUGGAGGCAAUGCUUCUGAAUCAGACCCUGGCGAAAAAGAACCUUUUCUGGUUCAGGCGCAGGCCGCAGGAAGCUUUUCAAGAAGCAUUGAAAUUGGACAGAUACCUGUUGCUACACCCAGACUUUCUCCGCUACAUGAAGAACAGGUUUCUGAGGUCAAAGACCCUGACCACUACCCACUGGAGGAUAUACCGCCCCACCACUGGUGCCCUCCUGUUGCUCACUGCCCUUCAUCUCUGUGACAAGGUGAGUGCCUAUGGCUUCAUCACCGAGGGCUACGAGCGCUUUUCUGAUCACUACUAUGAUCAAUCAUGGAAACGACUGAUCUUUUACAUAAACCAUGACUUCGCAUUAGAGAGAACAGUCUGGAAGCGGCUACAUGAUGAGGGUAUCAUCUGGCUGUACCAGCGCCCCCAAACUGCCAAAGCAAAGGACUGA
Messenger RNA from Castor canadensis (American beaver), 1800 nucleotides. It is a transcript of the gene St6galnac1, whose product is annotated as ST6 N-acetylgalactosaminide alpha-2,6-sialyltransferase 1. Gene Ontology annotation, molecular function: alpha-N-acetylgalactosaminide alpha-2,6-sialyltransferase activity. NCBI's taxonomy places the organism in Eukaryota, Metazoa, Chordata, Mammalia, Rodentia, Castoridae. Gene Ontology annotation, biological process: oligosaccharide biosynthetic process. The record is from RefSeq and is a predicted model, not a curated record.